UUAGAUCGUCUUGUUCGCUCCCUGCUUCUCCGUGUUCAACUGCCCCUGCUGCUGCCAACGAAGAACCGGAAAGCGCCCAAGGGCUCCCGCACGUGAACGAUGAAGGCGUUCGUCGGCAUUGCAGCCCUACUCGCGGCCUCCCCUCCCUGUCUGGGCGCCACCAGCAACGAGGAACACCAACCUACUCAUCCUCUCCUGAGCGGGAGCGUGUGCAGGGUCAGAGACUCUCUGGACUUUCUAAGCCCGACCGAACGUGCCAAGGUCACCCUCCAGAAGCGGGUUGACACGGCGAAGGAAGAGUUCCAGGUCGGACCCACCUGCCACAUCACCAACGGAGACGAGACCAAUGUUCCGGACUUCAUCGGGCAGUUCCACAAGUCGCUCCCUCAUGACAAGUUCGGGACGGUGAGCAAGACGUCCUACCAGAAGCUCCUCGACUGCGUCUUCUCGGCAGAUGUGAACGUUUGCGACCAGGUGCCCUCGGGGGCCAGCGCCAGGGGGGCCAAGAUGAUAAACCCGCUCGGUGGCACCGCACACCAGGUCGACGGCGCUGACAGCGACAACGUCUUCAUCACCACGCCCGACGGCGUGUUGUCCGAAGAACUGGCCGCGCAAAUGGCCGAGGUGUACUGGAUGGCCCUCACUCGAGACAUCCCUUUCAGCGAAUUCGCGACGAACUCCCUCGUCCGCGCCGCCGCAGAAAAUCUCGAGAGGCUCCCGGCGUUCAAAGGCCUCAACAUCCCCAAGAGCGCGGGUGGAAAGAUCGAUCCGGUGCAGGACCUGUUCCGAACGGACUGGCCUGGCGUGACGGCCGGCCCCGUGGUCUCGCAACUCCUUCUCUCGGACUUCGCGAUCGACAACAUUGUCGUACCGCCGAAGCAGGUCACCCUGGUCAAGGAGAUGGACUAUAUGACUACCUUCCAGGACUGGCUUGAUGUUCAGAACGGCGCCUCCAAGGUCAAGACCGAGUUCGUCGACGAGGACAAGCCGCUCUUCAUCCGGAACGGCCGCGACCUGGCCGCGCUCGCCUUCACCGACCUCCUCUACACCGAGGCGUUCCGCGCCGCCUUGGUCAUGUUCCGCCAGGGCAUCCUCUCCAGCGCCGAGGGCCCGUACUCCACCUCCGAGCGGCAGGUCGGCUUCGCCACCUUCGGGGAGCCGCACAUCCUCACCUCCCUCGCGGCCUCCAGCUCCUCCACUCGGCACGCGUGGUACGCCAAGUGGCAAGUGCACCGCGUGCUAAGGCCCGAGGCGUACGGGGGCCUGGUACACAACACGCUCACCGGUCGACUGCACACACCCCUGCCCAAGGCUAUCCUCCAGAACACGGAGCUGCUGAACCGAGUCAGGACGCAUAACGCCAAAUGCAACGGCGACGGCAAGGGGGGGCACGGAGACGGGACCUACCUGCUCCCCAUGGCCGUCGCCGAGGGGUCACCCGUUCACCCGGCCUACCCAAGCGGACACGCGAUCAACCUUGGUGCCUACAUCACCACGCUCAAGGCGUUCCUCGGCUUCGAGCUCGGACAGAGGUGCUACCUUGGGGACUUGGUGGUCUCCAACGACGAAGGCACCAAGCGGAUCGAAUACGUCCCGCGCAAGGGAGAAACGUGCAUCGAUCAGAACGGGAGGGAGGUCCAGGGACUCACGUACGAAGGCGAGCUAAACAAGGUGGCGUCCAACGUCAUCAUCGGCAGGUCUCACAUCGGCGUACACUACCGGAUGGACGGCGUGUACGGCGCCCUGAUGGGCGAGACUAGUGCUGUCCGCCGGCUGCAGCAGGAACUGCCCAACCUUUCGGAGGCCCGCGACACCAAGGGCAGCAUCCCGCCGGCCUCGUACAAGUUCCGCCUGUACAGCGGGAAGGUUCUGGAGCUGCUCGCGAAGGACAUCUUCAAGCUAGACGGACGGACGUGCAAGGGUCUCUACACAGGAGACGACUUCUGUGACGAGCACCAGGACGGCGGCCAUUAUCUGGAACACCUCGUGAACAAGGGUGGUGACUUCGCUUUCCACGUCGAGCUCUGAGCUACAAUGAAUGAAGACGGGUUGACGCGACCCCGAAAAUGAUAAAAUACUGAUUCAGGGUGCUACAGAGAUUUGCUUGUGAAUAUUCUGUACGUAGUGAACACUGGGUUAGCACCGAGACAGUGGCCCAGAAAAAGAGUACGAAUGCCAUGUCUGCAUCACUACGCACAUACGGCCAACAUUUGACCGUGCGGUUGGAUCAGGUGCACCUCUGCCUUGACUGUCGGAUUAUUCAUCGAGGACAUAGUUGUGUUGCGCUACACAUCCUGUUGUAGUCUUGGGAGGGAAUGGGAUGGCUAAAUAUCUAUGUUGGAGCUUGGGUCAAGCUCGGGCACUAAGCGUACGUAUCAUAGCAAGUACGGUGUCAUCACCGAGGUAUUACGUAUUGGCGUCACGAUGGUCGUUGUAGUAAUGUCGGCAGACCGAGAAUCCGGCAAACAUGUCAAACUUGAGGGCACAUAUUUGUGACGACAUAUAUUUCGAACCUCAUAGUGCGUACGUUUUCUCGUGCAGGCUUCUUGGUAGUGCGUCGCCGGCGUGCCGAUGCAUUGCAAGGAAUCAACCCUUGGAUGAAUAGAAAACAACAGUAUCUGCAUUGGUUAUGGUCGUCGCCGUUCUUGUCUUCAUCAUGAAUCUGGCGAAUCAAUCUUGGUGUGGUAAUGUGGAAAUUUUGGUUUGGAAUGAAUGUAGAGUGAAAAUGGGGUCACCGGGAUGGGAGCUGGCUCUGGUUGCUAUCAUUGUACAGUAGGAAAAAGGUAAAACUGAUUCAACCGUUCCGCGAGUGAAGUGAACGAUUCUGGAGUGGGAAAAGUCUCGAGUGAAAAUGGAAUCACGCUUGGAGUGGGGUUGGCUUGCUAUGGUUGUCGAAAUCUCGUCGAAAUCUUGAUAAAAAAAUGAUUCAGACGGCUUGUUCAGGUAGGGAAAUGAUUCUAGUGUGGCAUGGAUCUCGAGUGGAAAUAGAGUCGCUUAGACAAACGAGUAAAAAUGUCUUCGAAAAAUGUGAUCAGGGCCGACCAUGAAAUCCAUUGCUGCUUCACUCGAGGCGAGCAGCUUUGCCGAACUAGUGACACCGCCGACAAGACGUGGCCACGACAGGUGCGUGGGUGCACACCAUAGAUGUCGGAUCACAAGGCAUUAGGUGUUGACAUACGUAGUGUACCUUUUUGAUAUUGCAGCUUCAACAUUGCUUAUCUCGUUGAAGUCUGGGUACAUGUUUCAUUCUCCUACACCCAUCAACGAACCGACGUACAUCGUAGGGCCUUGGGGUAGUUGUGUACUGUAGAAGUAGGGCGUGGACUCUGCUCGUUCAUUUUUGUGAAUCUUGACACGAGGAUGGGUGGCGGAAUGUUGAGACGCUGAUGGAGAGAUGAUGCUCGUUGCUCUUGUAAUCUUUGUUGUCGUGGUCCUUUGAGUAUCAGAAACAGUUUUUUCUGC
Messenger RNA from Ectocarpus siliculosus, 3462 nucleotides. The record is from the annotation of a GenBank genome assembly. NCBI's taxonomy places the organism in Eukaryota, Phaeophyceae, Ectocarpales, Ectocarpaceae.